Messenger RNA from Thelazia callipaeda (thelaziosis nematode), 1521 nucleotides. The record is from the annotation of a GenBank genome assembly. NCBI's taxonomy places the organism in Eukaryota, Metazoa, Nematoda, Chromadorea, Rhabditida, Thelaziidae.
AUGCUGACGCGAAUUUUAUUAGGUGCUGAACGAUUGUGUAGUGGAACUGUUAUUAAAUCCUUCAGUUUUCUUGCUUCACGUGGUCAAUUCAUACCUAGUAGUACUUCUUAUUCCUUUACACGUAACAUGGGGUCAAUACGUAAAGAACGCGACACUUUUGGUGAGCUGCAAGUACCAGCAGACCGCUAUUAUGGAGCCCAAACUGCCAGAUCUAUGAUGAACUUCAAAAUUGGAGGUCCCGAAGAGCGCAUGCCUUUGCCAGUUAUUCAUGCAUUCGGUAUUCUUAAAAAAGCAGCUGCUUUAGUUAACAAAGAAUAUGGCUUAGAUCAAAAAAUUGUUGACGCCAUAUCAAAAGCGGCGGACGAAGUUAUCGCGGGAAAAUUAGAUGACCACUUUCCAUUAGUUGUUUGGCAGACGGGAUCUGGUACUCAAUCUAACAUGAAUGUGAAUGAGGUAAUAUCGAAUCGCGCAAUCGAGAUGCUGGGUGGUGAAUUAGGAUCUAAGAAGCCUGUACAUCCGAAUGAUCAUGUAAACAUGUCGCAGUCGUCGAAUGAUACCUACCCAACAGCUAUGCAUAUUGCUGUGGCUAGAGAAGUUAAUUCUCGUUUACUUCCAUCCUUAAAACAGUUACGUGAUUCACUGAAACAUAAAGCAAAAGAAUUCGAAAACAUCAUUAAAAUUGGACGCACACAUACUCAGGAUGCGGUUCCACUUACUCUGGGCCAGGAGUUUAGUGGUUAUGUUCAGCAGAUGGAAAAUGGCAUCGAACGUGUAAAAGAUACCUUACCUCGUUUGUAUAUGCUUGCAGCUGGAGGUACUGCAGUUGGUACCGGACUUAACACACGAGUUGGUUUCGCUGAAAAAGUUGCUGCAAAGAUUGCGGAACUGACUGGUUUACCAUUCGUUACAGCUCCAAAUAAGUUUGAGGGAUUAGCUGCGCAUGACGCAAUGAUUGAAGUGCAUGGUGCUCUGAAUACAGUUGCUGCCAGUUUAAUGAAAAUUGCAAACGAUAUACGAUUUCUUGGUUCUGGUCCUCGCUGUGGUCUUGGAGAACUCUCUUUACCAGAAAAUGAGCCUGGGAGUUCGAUCAUGCCUGGUAAAGUGAACCCAACUCAGUGUGAAGCACUGACCAUGGUUGCUGCUCAGGUUUUUGGUAAUCAGGUUGCUGUUACUGUUGGGGGCUCAAAUGGGCACUUUGAACUGAAUGUAUUCAAGCCACUGAUUGUCCGUAAUGUCCUUCAAUCGACUCGACUUAUUGCUGAUUCUUGUGUAUCAUUCGCAGUCAAUUGUGUUGAUGGUAUUAAAGCCAAUAAGGAAAACAUUGCCAAAAUACUGCGUGAAUCACUGAUGUUAGUGACAGCAUUAAAUCCUCACAUUGGUUAUGACAAUGCUGCAAAAAUUGCGAAAACGGCUCAUAAAAACGGCACAACCUUGAAAGAAGAGGCUGUGAAACUAGGAAUUCUGACAGCUGAGCAAUUCGAUAAGUGGGUGCGACCCGAGAAUAUGUUAGCACCAAAAUAA